AUGGUAUCGCCCAGUUACAGGUGCGGUCGUGCCGGCAGGGUCACCGCCGCCCUGCUGCUGGCAUCGGCACUCGCCAUCUCGCCAGGCUCGGCCAAUAUAAUCGGCGGUGAUGUUGGCCUCGACCAGCAGGUCCUGAUGCCUGUUGGCCCGGGCCCUCUACUCCCUUCACAGCCCAACACGGUUCAUCCCGGUGAACACACCUUUACUCUUCGACACAUCUACCACCACGGCACCAACAGACACCCGACGCUUCACAGAAAGCUAGACGUCGUCCAUGACCAAUCCCGGGUCUUUCUCGCCGCCGACGAUGGAUAUGCCGAGCACACUGUGCCGAAGCUCACAGCCAAGAGUCGUGGCGAGACGAUCGAGCGGCUAGUUGACAGGCGGCCCUCCGUUGUCGACCCCAUCGUCGCCGAAUCUCGAAAACAAGGCUAUGCGGCCGCUCUAGAUGCCUCUGCAUGGACGAUGGACCAAGUAUCCUCGCCCGACAUCACCGAUAAAAACACCGUUCUUACCAUGGCAUACGUUGCCGCUGAUGCCUACGUCGAAAAUGAUGGGCAGACUGAUUGGCAAGACAUUGGCACCCCUUACAACAAAACUCUCGACUUUGGUUGGGGGACGGACGGUCUUCGUGGUCAUAUCUGGGCUGACGAGAACAAUUCCACUGUCAUCAUCGGCCUCAAAGGGACAUCCCCUGCCGUCUUUGAUGGAGAGGGCACAACGACCAACGACAAGGUUAAUGACAACUUGUUCUUCAGUUGUUGCUGCGCUCAACAGGGCCAAUGGACGUGGCACCAGGUAUGCGACUGCGCUACCGGCACAUAUGCCUGCAACAACACAUGCGUGAGGACAGCCCUGCAAGAGGAGAACCGGUACUACGCCGCGGCUCGCGAGCUCUACUCCAACGUCACGGAACAGUAUCCCGACUCCAACAUUUGGAUAGCAGGCCAUUCUCUCGGAGGUGCCGUCUCUUCUUUCCUAGCCCUGACUUAUGGCCUACCCGCCGUAACCUUUGAGGCCGUACCAGAAGCGCUUCCGGCAUCUCGACUGGGCCUCCCGAUUCCCCCUGGAGCAAAUCCCGACACGCCACAGACACGAGCCUACACAGGGACGUAUCACUUUGGCCACACCGCAGACCCAGUAUACAUCGGUACAUGCAAUGGAGCAACUGCUACGUGCUCGUUUGCUGGCUAUGCCAUGGAGUCUACUUGCCACACCGGCUAUGAGUGUGUCUAUGAUGUUGUGGCGGAUAAGGGGUGGCGAGUUGGUAUCGGCACGCACAAGAUUCGGUCCGUCAUCUCAGAUGUCAUUCUCAAAUACGACACGGUUCCCAAAUGUGUUCGUACUCCCGAUUGCCGAGACUGUGGUCCCUGGAAAAUGUACGAGAGCAACGGCACUGAGACGACCACGUCUGCGGUUCCCACCACAACCUCUCGAACACGCACACGUACGUCGACGUGUCAGACUCCUGGCUGGUGGGGAUGCUUGGACGAGACAACCACAGGUGGCACACACGUGCCUGAACCUACGACGACGACCACUACUACCUCGACUUGUAAGACACCUGGCUGGUUUGGAUGCAAAGACAAGACGACGACGACGACGACGACGACGACGACGUCGGCGAGCACUUCUCGAUCCACCGUAACAACGACUUGCGAAACUCCCGGACGGUUCUGGGGCUGCAACGAUGAUGAUACUCAGACAAGCACUCCGUUCGCAACAAUCCCCGCAACUACAACCUGCGAAACCCCUGGCAGGUUCUGGGGCUGUAAUGAUGCGGUGACAUCUACGACCACACAAGCUGCCGCUGGGAGCACCGCUCCAACCAUCACAGCUGCCCCCACCGAGGUGCCAACGUAA
Molecule: messenger RNA, 1863 nt
Organism: Trichoderma aggressivum f. europaeum
Lineage: Eukaryota; Fungi; Ascomycota; Sordariomycetes; Hypocreales; Hypocreaceae
Exons: 1
Coding region: 1-1863 (620 amino acids)
Biological process (GO): multivesicular body membrane disassembly; piecemeal microautophagy of the nucleus; neutral lipid catabolic process
Cellular component (GO): membrane
Molecular function (GO): glycerophospholipase activity
Source: RefSeq, a predicted model, not a curated record